This is a messenger RNA of Vespa velutina, 5205 nucleotides long. RefSeq lists its product as uncharacterized. The transcript is spliced from 9 exons. Bases 1349 to 4654 code for a protein of 1101 amino acids. Gene Ontology annotation, molecular function: protein binding. NCBI's taxonomy places the organism in Eukaryota, Metazoa, Arthropoda, Insecta, Hymenoptera, Vespidae. Gene Ontology annotation, cellular component: cytoplasm; plasma membrane. The record is from RefSeq and is a predicted model, not a curated record.
UCGGAUAAUUAUACGUGAAGUGUGACUUAUCUCGUGGGAAAUAAUAAAUGUUAUAAAUAAUAUUGCGUUAGAAAAACAAUAUACAUAAUCUUAUUACGCAAAAAUUAAAAAGAUUAUCUGGGCUAAUUAUAUCGUCAAUUAUAAUGUUCAUUAUAAUUGAUCGUAAAAAUGAUAAAUCUUAUUGAAAUUACCAAUAUUGUUAUCAAGAUACAUACGUAUUUAAAUUGACUAAAAUCGUGUUUUAACAAGAUCUAUGCUCGAAGAAAAUUGUGUGUAGGACUUUAUGAAGGAUUCUGAUUAAUUCAUAGCGAAGGAUAUAAUGUAUAUCUAACUGACAAGAAAGUAGCCUUGAGAGAUAAGAAUUCGACAAAUUUAUGUCGUAUAUCUUUUAAGUCGCACGUUAGCAUUCUUAGUAAAUAAAAGAUUCCAGGUGAUCGAUGCACGUAUUCAAUUCAAUAUUUCAUUAUGCAAUUUUUCUUAUAAUACUUUUAUAUAAAGUAACCUAAUGGAUAUUGGAAAAUAUUUCUAUUAAAAAUUGUAAUAUAUUUUCAAAAGAAAAAUUCACUUUGGAAAAAUUUCAUAAGCUAUGUGUGCGUCGAAUAAAAAAGAAAAAAAAAAAAAGAAAGAAAAGAAAUGAUUCAGAUAUCAAUAUGGCGGUCGUCAAGUCUGAGAACGUUUUCAUGAAUGCAUACACGUACUCACACUCACGCGUGUGUUUGUGGGCGCGCGCGUGUGUAUGUGUGUGCGUAUCUACAUAGAAGAAAUACAGCGUGCAGCGUCCGCAUGGGAGUUGUGCAAUCGCGACGCGCGUACACGCGACGUAAUACGGAUAUAAUUGUUGAACACGAUUGUAUAAUACGGCUUCGAAUGUGAAUCCAGUCAUUGCCGGAACGUCGUUCCGAUGUCAUGCUCAGUGUUAUUCGUCCCGACAUUUUGUCACAUUCAUCGAAACACGAACUUCGCUAGAGCGUAACCUUCCCAUGAACGGAUUCUUCGAUGUCGAAGAGAAAACAACGUUUGCUACGGGAGAAAAGUUUCACGAAUCUACUCGGAAAUACUUUCUAUAAUUUGUAGGAUACAUACAUACAUACAUACAUACAUACAUAUAUAUAUAUAUAUAUCUACGUGAAGAUUCUUUUCGAGAAAAUUAUUUAAUAUAUUUUUGUAAUUUUUCUUUCUUUUCUUUUUGUGCGCGAAAAAUACGACGAAGUUAUUCGAUGGACUUUAAAUCGAGUGAAUUUUUGAAGUGAUACUUGAUAUGAAAAACGUCUUGGGAUGGAAGAAAAGAUACUUGUGAAACUUGUUUUUUUCUUCCUCUAUUGGAUAAUUGGAUUUCUUUGAAAUUGAAAUGAACGAGGUGCGUCAUGUCUGGACGAGCUUACGAUCAUCAUCGAAAAGCUCGACUUUGAAUUCUUUAAAUAUGAAUAACGAAAAUAAUCGAGUUUCAACUACAACUUGGUAUGACAUACCAGCACCAAUAAUAAUACAUUGUCGUGAUUUUCGUGAGAACGAAGUUGUUAUGAUUAAUGAGAAAAUGGAAGAUCAAAAGUGUCAAAAAGAUAAUGAGAGACCUACGUCAGUUUCCUCGAUCGUUUCGAAUGACAAAAUUCACGUCGAAGAAGCAUUGUACGAAAACAAUAUGGAUAUGGUUAUACACGAGAACUCGAAAGAUAUUAAAGAUGAAUCGAGAUUAUUAAAGAUUAUCUCUAACGAUUUGAAAACUACCGUAGAAACAUCGUUGGAGGAUAAAAAUAAGAUACACAGUAGUAGCGUUGAAUUAAUGGCAACGACUUUUGUGAAAACCGACGAGCAUGGAAUGCCAACGAUAAGUUUCAGCUUUCUUCAAGGUGAUGAAUUACUUGAAAGGAAUACUCAAGAGAUAGAUGAAAUUUCAUUGGAAGAUAAAAAUGAUAAUAUCGAGGAAUCGACUCUGGAUCGAUUGUAUGAUUUUCCUAAAAAAUCUUCUAAUAUCGAUAAUGAUAACGAAACGUUGACAAAGGAGAACGAACGUAAGAUCGAAGAAAAUUCUGAUAAUGCAAUUGCCGAAUUAUAUGAUAAACCGAAAAGAUUGUCCAGUAAAAACUUAAUUGACGUUGCGAAAAAAUCGGAUAACGAUGUAACCGAUAAGGAGAUUAUUAUUAUCGAAAGAAAAUUUACUCGUACAGCGAACAGAUCACAUGGAUCAUCCGUUAGAUCCUUGAAAUUGAGAAAACAUCAGAAGACUUCUGAAAGUGAUACAGGAAUUACUUCGACGUCUGGUUGUUAUUCGGAUCCUGAAUGCUCGAAUGAUACUGCGUCUAAUGUAUCACAUAGUCGUAUUAGAUCAGAGAAACGUAAGUUGGGUAAGGCUUGGGGUAAAAUGAGGAGUUGGUUAAGAGACGAGAAGAGUAAGCUCAGUGAAGUUAUUCAGCGACACGCUCGAAUGCAAAACGUCGGUGCGAUGAUCACUGACCUUAACGAUGAUCAUGAUUUGUCUUUCAAGGACACUAAGUUGAGCAAGGGCAAGAGAUAUGCUUCUUAUGAUUUAACAAAAGCACGAACCCAAGAAUUAGGUUCUAUAACGAGAGUCGAAGAGUUUGGUUUAUCUACGAUAACGAAGGAGACCAAUGACGAACAUGAUAAUAGUUCAUCGAAUGUAAACAGACGUUCGAAUUCAGGCUCACCAAACUUAGAUAAUAGAAUUUUCAUCGAUGAUAUCAAUCCGGAAGAUAAGAUGUUUGCAAAUAGAAGGACCGCAUUUUGUAAGACCGCUAGCUCGGAUGAUAUCCUUGGUAAUGGAAAGAGGAAUUCGCUUCUACCUGUCUCGUUCAGCAUGGACAAACUCUGUUCCGAUACGGAGAAUGAUGAGACUUGUGUUGCUAGUGCCGAGCUCGAAACGACAAGGGAUCGAGCUGGGAAAGGCGGCAUGAUUAAGAGGAGAAUGUUGGGGUCAAUCAGAGGGUUAAUGGCCUCCACUCAUCUCUUACAGACGACCAACGAUAUUCACGAAGAGGGCGGCCAAAGUGGAUUCGAAGAUAUUCGAAGAUAUGUUAAACAAGGUGGAGAUUUUUGCAAAGAGUUGGCUUCGAUUCUUCAUGAAAGGGCUGAACUGGAAGCUACGUAUGCUAAAGGGCUAAGUAAAUUGAGCAGUAAAUUAACUAAGGCUUGUUCCAAAGAUCAAAGUGGAAACAGCAAUGGAGGUGUGAACGAGGCAUGGAGGUGUGUCGGAGAAGAAAUGGAAGCUGCUGCUGAAGCCCACAGAGUAUGGGGCAUUGCGUUAGGCGAACAAUUAGCAAAACCGUUGAGAGUGGGCGUAGCAGAGGCUCAAGGUCGUUCGAGAAAAUCAAUUGAAAAUUCUGUGGACAAAGCUUUAAAGUCUCUACAGGAAUGGCGUAAUAUUGCUUCAAAGACCAAGAAGCAAAGUUUUGCUUGUGCAAGAGAGAACGAAAGGCUGCAGGAUUUGGCAAGAUUGCAAUCUAUCAGUCAAAGCCAACAAAAUAAUAAUAAAUCAUCUAAUCAUCAUAUGACGGAAAAAGAAGCGAAUAAAUUAGAAGCUAGGAGACGAAAAGCUGAAGAUUCUUCUCGUAGAGCUGAUACAGAAUUUUACACUGUAAGCGUAAGAGCUGAAAGAGCUAGAUUGGAAUAUGAAAGUACAGUAAAAAAAGGAUCUAAACAAAUGGAACUCCUUGAAGAAGAACGUUUGAGUGCUUUGAAAGAUCUUGCCAAUGUUUAUUUGGCACAUUUGCAAGCACUUGCUCCUCGUCUACAGCAGAGUGCUGAUCGUUUAUCUACACCCAUACGGAAUUGUAAUGUAUCUCAGGAUGUGGAAAUUUUGAAGAAUCUUAUACGUAGAACAGAAAGUAAUGAUACAGUCAAUGCAGAACAAUUACUUCCAGAUUUUUAUGCGGAACAUAUAACGUUAGCAAUGAACAGAGAACGACGAAAACAAUCAUUAGUUAGAAUAUUGCAUUUAAUAAGACAAGAUCUAGAAAGAGAAAGGCGAGGAAGAGAAGGAUUGGAAACUUUACAUAGAGCUUUUAUCAAGACACCUGCAUUCGCAGCUGAUGAAAGUACACAAAAUGUUACAGACAAAUUACAUCAUAUGCGUUCUAUGCUACUAUAUUUGGAAGCUGCAAGAUAUAAGGUUGGUGGGACAUUAGCAGAAGUUGAAGGUAGCAAAAGGAACAAGCAUCCUUUAGCAGAACACAUAUUAGUUUCUAGAGAUAAACAAGGACUUCAGCAAAGUGUUCUCAAGAUUCCUUCUUGGGCAAGGAAUGAAUCUUUUGAGAUACAAGAUAUUGAUGACGAAAUAGAUGUACAUUUAGUAAAAGGACAUGAAACUGAGAACCGAGACUGGGCGGAUAGAACGGCUGGUGAUGGUAAUUCAGAAAAUCCACCGGAUGAAGAAGAUUUUAGUGAUUUUGAUGAAUUCAGUAGUCAUUCAGAAGACAAUAAUAAUCAAGACGUUGAUGUUACGGUUGUAACACCUAAGUCAGAUAGUGCGGAACAGUGCAGGGCAAUAUAUCAUUAUGCUGCAAAUCUUAAUGACGAAUUAAGUCUGAAUCCUGGUGACUUAAUAACUGUUCAUCAAAAACAAGCAGAUGGCUGGUGGAUAGGUGAAUGCAAAGGACGAACUGGUAUAUUUCCUGCUACAUAUGUCCAAGUAAUACAUUAAAGGGUAUUAUCUAUCACACAAUGUAUUUUGAUGAUUUUUUUUUUAUCAAAUACCAAGGAACAAAGUGCCAAUGAUUAAAAAUUAAAACGGCGAUGUAAACGCACAAAACACGUGAUUAAACCAUAAUUAGCUCAACAUAUAAAAUUAUAUUAAUGUUACCAACCAUGUUAUUAGAAUAUAACAGGUACUUAUGCUGUAACAAUUGUUAGUGUCCUUAUGCAAUUUGUUUUCUUUACAUUUAUCAUAAUAUAAUUUAAAUGAUUUUAUAGCGCUAUGAGCUAACUGGUUAAAUCCUUUGUCAUUAGAAAUUGUAUAUAAAAUAAUAUAAAUGUUGCCAAUUGUAAAUAUUAGUCAAAAAAUAAUUUAAAUGCGAUACGUACAAGUAUAAACGCUAUAUAUAAAUAGUAUUUUUAAGAUAAAAAAGCAUUUAUUUACGAAAAUAAUAUCUGUAUAUAUGUUAUGACCUUUUCAUUGUUUCUCAUUAUUCACGAUGCCCCUAUUAUGGACUUUGUCCGUAACAUAUAUAAUAAAAUUAUGUAUUUCUCUCUCUC